Messenger RNA from Myotis lucifugus (little brown bat), 363 nucleotides. It is a transcript of the gene TAF10, whose product is annotated as TATA-box binding protein associated factor 10. Gene Ontology annotation, molecular function: promoter-specific chromatin binding; RNA polymerase II general transcription initiation factor activity. The record is from RefSeq and is a predicted model, not a curated record. Gene Ontology annotation, biological process: transcription initiation at RNA polymerase II promoter. Lineage: Eukaryota; Metazoa; Chordata; Mammalia; Chiroptera; Vespertilionidae. Gene Ontology annotation, cellular component: nucleus; SAGA complex; transcription factor TFIID complex.
AUGUCUAACGGGGUUUAUGUGCUGCCGAGCGCGGCAAUAGACGUGAAGCCGGUGGUGUCCAGCACGCCGCUGGUGGACUUCCUGAUGCAGCUGGAGGAUUACACGCCUACGAUCCCAGAUGCAGGGACUGGUUACUACCUGAACCGCGCUGGUUUUGAGGCCUCAGACCCUCGCAUAAAUCGGCUCAUCUCCCUAGCUGCCCCGAAAUUCAUCUCAGAUAUUGCCAACGACGCACUACAGCACUGCAAAAUGAAGGGCACAGCCUCUGGCAGCUCCCGAAGCAAGAGCAAGGACCGCAAGUACACUCUAACCAUGGAGGACUUGACCCCUGCCCUCAGCGAGUAUGGCAUCAAUGUGAAGAAG